Molecule: messenger RNA, 2043 nt
Organism: Telopea speciosissima
Lineage: Eukaryota; Viridiplantae; Streptophyta; Magnoliopsida; Proteales; Proteaceae
Product: U-box domain-containing protein 16-like
Exons: 1
Coding region: 16-2043 (675 amino acids)
Biological process (GO): protein ubiquitination
Cellular component (GO): cytoplasm; nucleus
Molecular function (GO): ubiquitin-protein transferase activity; protein binding
Source: RefSeq, a predicted model, not a curated record
UUCUCUGAUUCGCUCAUGGCGAUACCUCCUCAAGCUUUCCUGCCAAGAAAGAGACGGCCUUCAUCGAGCUCUUUCAUUUCCCCUGAUUUCUCCGACAGAAAACUCAUUCAAUCUAUUCUGUUUCUCUCCCGAGAAAUCUCCCUCCUUAAACCUCUACAGUUCCUUCUCAAACAUAUUUCCUCAUCUAUAAUCCGCAAAUUCAAGCUUCUCGCAAUAGUAUUCGAAGAAAUUCUUAGCCUUCCACCUUCUUUUCUCUCUCAAUCCGCACUUCUCUGUUCCAAAGAAUUAUACCUCGUUUUACAGAGAACCAAAACCUUGAUUGAAGACUGCUCUAAUGGAAGCAAGAUGUGGCUUUUGAUUCAACAUAAAUCUGUUUCUCACGGUUUUCAUCAGAUAACAGUUGAAGUCGCAGCUCUGCUUGACGUCUUCCCUUUUAAAGAGUUCGAUCUGAGCGAUGACGUGAAGGAGCUCGUCGUUCUUCUUAAAAAGCAGUGCUGUGCGGCCAAAGCUUUCGUUGAUCCUAUCGCCGAGAAUCUCAUGCGAGAGGUUUUGAAGAUGCUCGAUCAUAUAGAGAGAGAACUCGUUCCUGAACAAUCGAAGCUCGAGAGUAUAUUCGAGAGAUUAGGGUUAUUUGAUUCGAAAAGUUGCAGAGAUGAAAUAGAGCGUCUCAAAGAUGAGAUCCCGAGCCUGGCUUCUGGGAACGAGAAAUCAACGGUUCAGAUGCUCUCAAUGGUGGGCCUGGUGCAGUACGGGAAGUAUGUUCUCUACGGUGCUUCUGCUUCCUCGCCUAAGAGAAGCACUAGAUCACCAAACCCUUUUUCUGUGACGGAUUUCCCGCCACCGGCAGAUUUUCUGUGCUCGAUUAGUCUCGAAUUGAUGACUGAUCCAGUAGUUGUCGCUACAGGACAGACCUAUGAUCGGUCCUCUAUCAGCCUCUGGAUCAAUUCUGGACGCGACACGUGUCCCAAAACGUGCCAAGUUCUAGCUCACAAGAAUCUGAUACCAAAUUGUGCUUUGAAGAACUUGAUCGUGUUGUGGUGCCGUGAAAAUAAAUUGCCACUUGAAACGGUGGAGACCAACGAUAAAUCUAACGGCGUUACUGUCAGCAAAGCUGCGUUAGAGGCAAUGAGGAUGACGGCGUCGUUUCUCGUCAAUAAACUACGUGUUUUGCCGUCAACGGAGACGGUGGAAUGGAUCGUUCACGAGUUGCGGAUUCUUGCUAAAACCGAUUCCGAAAGCCGAGUGUGCAUAGCCGAGUCUGGAGCGAUUCCUUUGCUCGUGGGCUAUUUAGGUUCAAAUAAUCCAGAAGUGCAAGUUGACGCCGUUACAUCGUUACUCAACCUUUCUAUCGUCGAAGCCAAUAAAACGAGGAUUAUGGAAACAGACGGAGUUGUGGACGGCGUCGUUAGGGUGCUGAGAUCAGGUGCCACGUGGGAAGCAAAAGGUAAUGCUGCAACCACAAUAUUCAGCUUGUCUACUGUGCCUGUUUACAGGAAGAAGUUAGGGAGGAAGAAACGUGUCGUAAAAGGAUUGGUGGAGCUUGCAAGAGUGGGACCCGCAAUAUCAAGGCAAGAUGCUUUGGCUGCUCUUUUGAAUUUGGCGGGAGAAAGGGAUUGCAUAGGGAGGUUGUUGGAGGGAGGGGUACUGGAAAUGGCGGUGGAAAUAAUAGAUGAGUCGCCGGAGGAGGUGGUAACGAUUAUGGCGGCGAUGGCUAAAAGGGGUGGAGCGACAGCUGUAGCGGCGACAGAUGGGGCUAUCGAAAAGAUAGCGACGGUGUUAAGGGAUGGCCCAGAGAGAGCAAAAGAGAGCGCUGCCGCAGCACUUGUAGCGGUUUGUCGGAGGGGAGGGGAGGAGGUGGUGGCCCAAUUGGUGGCGACGCCAAGGAUUCAGAAGGCAAUUUGGGAACUGAUGGGGACAGGAACAGUAAGAGCUCGACGGAAGGCGGCAAAUCUCUUGCGAACUUUCCAGCGAUGGGCCGCCGAACCCGAUAACGUUGGUAUUGUCCAUGUUUCAACAAGUAUUGCUGAUCUUCUCAUUUAUUGA